This is a messenger RNA of Rubroshorea leprosula, 947 nucleotides long. Lineage: Eukaryota; Viridiplantae; Streptophyta; Magnoliopsida; Malvales; Dipterocarpaceae. The record is from the annotation of a GenBank genome assembly.
CCUCCUUCCUCCCGCCUCCGUCCUCCGUCCUCCGGUAAACCCUUGAAUUUCCACCACAGAAGGAGAGAAGUGAAGUGAAACCAUGGUGUCGUUGAAGCUCCAGAAGCGGCUCGCGGCCAGCGUCCUCAAGUGCGGGAGAGGCAAGGUCUGGCUGGAUCCUAAUGAGGUCAAUGAAAUCUCCAUGGCCAAUUCCAGGCAGAACAUUAGGAAACUGGUGAAGGAUGGCUUUAUCAUCAGGAAGCCCACCAAGAUUCACUCCCGAGCUCGUGCACGCAGAAUGAAGGAGGCCAAGAGAAAGGGUCGUCACUCUGGAUAUGGUAAGAGGAAGGGUACCAGGGAGGCCAGGUUGCCAACAAAAGUGCUUUGGAUGAGGAGAAUGCGUGUAUUGAGGCGCUUACUCCGUAAGUACAGGGAGUCCAAAAAGAUUGACAAGCACAUGUACCAUGAUAUGUACAUGAAGGUGAAGGGUAAUGUGUUCAAGAACAAGCGUGUCUUGAUGGAAAGCAUCCACAAAUCAAAGGCAGAGAAGGCGAGAGAAAAGACACUAUCUGACCAAUUUGAGGCCAAACGUGCCAAGAACAAGGCAAGCAGGGAGAGGAAGUUGGCUAGGAGAGAAGAACGACUGGCACAGGGACCCGGAGAGAAGGCUGCAGCUGCACCAGCACCAGCACCAGCACCUGCCCCCGAACAGGCCGAGGGAGCUAAAAAAUCUAAGAAGUGAGAAGUCAGACUUUUUAAGUUAUUUGUGGAACUUAUACGUUAAUGUUUCUUUGUUUUCUCAGCAGAGUUUGUUCCCAUCAACACUCUUUUUAAAUCUGUCAAAAUUUUUGUUGACGAUAAAUUAUCUAAUUUUGAAACGCCCAAAGCUGUUAUGUGAUGAAAUAUUUUUAAAUAUUUCUUUUGGUAAUAUCCGGAUUUAGUUCAACCCUGACCUUGACUGUUAAGUA